Microcebus murinus (gray mouse lemur) is the source of this 3828-nucleotide messenger RNA. RefSeq names its product interleukin 2 receptor subunit beta (gene IL2RB). The record is from RefSeq and is a predicted model, not a curated record. Lineage: Eukaryota; Metazoa; Chordata; Mammalia; Primates; Cheirogaleidae. Gene Ontology annotation, cellular component: membrane; external side of plasma membrane. Gene Ontology annotation, molecular function: interleukin-2 binding; cytokine receptor activity. Gene Ontology annotation, biological process: immunoglobulin mediated immune response; cytokine-mediated signaling pathway.
CAGGAAGUGGGCCGGCUCCGGGGUUUAGUCUCUGCCGGCCCCAGCGCUACCUGGGCCAGAGCGGAGCAGGGCCCUGGGGAGAUGGCCGUGGUCCCAGCAGCGGGCAGGACUGGAGAGAGCGCGCUGCCGCAGCCCCAUGUCUCAGCCAGGGCUCCCCUCCCCUGCUCCACCCUGUGGAUGUGAUGGCGGCCCAUGCCCUGUCCUGGUGUCUGUCCCUCCUGGUCCUCCUGCCCCUGGCUGCCUGCCGGCCGUCUGCAGCAGUGAACGACACCGCCUGGCUCACGUGCUUCUACAACUCGAAAGCCAACAUCUCCUGUGUCUGGAGCCGGGGCGGGGGUCUGCGGGGCACCUGCCACAUCCAUGCCCAGUCCAACAAACGGUCGUGGAACAAAACCUGUGAGCUGGUCCCCGUGAGGCCGACAUCCUGGGCCUGUAACCUGAUCCUCGGAGCCCCAGAUUCUCAGUCGCUGACCGCAGCUGACACCGUCAACAUGAGCGUGAUGUGCCAGGAAGGGAAGCGGUGGAGCAUGGUGAUGAGCCAGGCCUUCAAGCCCUUUGAGAACCUCCGCCUGAUGGCCCCGGUCUCCCUUCAAGUCAGCCACAUAGAGACCCGCAGAUGCAACGUCACCUGGGCCGUCUCCCACUCCUCCCACUACAUUGAAAGCUACUUGGAGUUUGAGGCCCGGACACGGUCCUCAGGCCAGAGCUGGGAGGAGGCACCCCUGCUGACCAUCAAGCAGAAGCAGCAAUGGAUCUGUCUGGAGACCCUCACCCCAGACACCCACUAUGAGCUUCAGGUGCGGGUCAAGCCCCAGCAAGGUGACCACACGGUGUGGAGCCCCUGGAGCCAGCCCCUGGCCUUUAGGACGAAGCCCGAAGCAGCCCCCAGGAAGGAGACUCCGCCCCUCCCUUGGUUCGGCCACGUCAUGGGCUUUAUAGGUGCCUUGGGCUUCAUCAUCUUAGUCUACUCGCUGAUCCACUGCCGCUCCAUCGGGCCGUGGCUGAAGAAGGUUCUGAAGUGUCACAUCCCAGACCCCUCCGAGUUCUUCUCCCAGCUGAGCUCAGAGCACGGAGGCGAUCUCCAGAAGUGGCUCUCGUCGCCCUUCCCCUCGUCCUCCUUCAGCCCUGGGGGCCCCGCGCCUGAGAUCUCCCCGCUGGAGGUGCUGGAGCGGGACGCCAAGGCCGAGCAGCUGCUGCUGCUGCAGCAGGACAAGCUGGCCUCGCCCCCGCCCUCCGCCGGCGGCCACUCGCAGACCAGCUGCUUCACCAACCAGGGCUACUUCUUCUUCCACCUCCCGGACGCCCUGGAGAUCGAGGCCUGCCAGGUGUACUUCACCUACGACCCCUGCACAGAGGAGGAGCCUGAGGAGGGCGCGGGCGGGCCUGGGGUGCCCGCGUGGCCGCCCCUCCCGCCCCUGCAGCCUGUGUCGGGGGAGGACGAUGCCUACUGCACCUUCCCCCCCGGGGAGGACCUGCUGCUCUUCUCCCCCAGUCUCCCUGGCCCCAGCCCCCCAAGUACUGCCCCUGGGGGCAGUGGGGGUGGUGAAGAGAGGCUGCCCCCCUCCCCGCAGGAGGGGGUCCCCGGACACUGGGCCCCUCAGCCCCCCAGGCCUCCCACCCCAAGAGCCCCCGACCUGGCGGAUUUCCAGUCCUCCCCAGAGCUGGUGCUGGGAGAAGCUGGGGAGGAGGUCCCUGUCCCCGAUCCUGGGCAGGGGGCCGGUUUCCCCUGGGCCUGCCCUCCUGGACAGGGCCAGGACAGAGCUCCUUCCUCCCACCUGACUCCAAUCACUGAUGUCUACCUGUCCCUCCAAGAACUCCAGGAUCAGGACCCGGCUCACUCGGUGUAGACAGAUGCCCAGGGGUGGGAGGCAGGUGGCUGCCUGCUGUUGCACCAGCCCUAAAGGGGGCCCAGUUGCCUCCUGGACGUCUCCACCCAGAUGGCCCCCAGCCCCGCACACUCGGCCCAUCCACCUCCAAACCUCAGUUGCUGCUCCCUGGUCCCGCUGCCCAAGCCAGGAACUUCGGGGUGGUGGGGGCAGUUGACUCCCCACCUCCCUGUUUAAUCACGGAGCCCCACGAUCUUUGUCUCUGGAGCAUCACUCUGUGCAGCCUGCAGCUACUUGCUGACAUGAGUCCUUGUGGCUCUCCAGGGUCUUCGCCUCCACCUCUUCCCUGGGUUUCCUGGCCUGGCCUCACCCUCUCCCAACCACCCUGCACAGGGCAGCUAGAGCGUGCUGUCCACGACGCAAACAUGGCCAUGCUCUCCCCCAGUGGAAAACCCUGCCGUGGCUCCCCUCUGCCCUCAGCACCACUUCUUGGUCUGGCACUUGCCCCUCCAGCACCGUCGGGACAUUCCCUCCGGAACCCUCACAACAGUCCUCCUGAGCCACCUGGAGCUGCCUCACGCUCCCCCGCCUUUGCACCUGUUGUUCCCUAUGCCUGGUGUGCCCUCGAUUUCGUCUAGGACAAGCUCCCUUAUCCUUCAAGCGUCGGGUCUGCUUCCCCUGGAGGGAAGCGCUGCCUCCCGUGAUGUGCCAAAACGACCAGCAUCCGUGCUGGAAGGAGAACCUCUCAGGGUCCCAGGAAGGCUGGAGAAAGAGGAUCUGUCACUUCUCCCUUGGGAUCUCUUAGACCCAGAAUGCUUGGCUGCUGCAUCCUUGAUGUUAUCGCCUAAGUACGGAUGCAAAUCCCCUCGUCAAGCGGAUACCUGCUGGAUCUUUCUGCAAUGCCUUCACACACGCAUGAGGGAAGCGGCUGGAAAGCAAACCCUGGGGUCUGAGCAGCCCAGGCAGCAGCCCCUUCUAGUGGCAGGUCCCGAUGCCACCAAGGCGAGCCCACGCCGGGCCCCUCCCGCUCCAUCCUCCCCCAGAGGGGCCUCCUCUGCUGGCGCACCGGCCUCCAGAAGGGCGGCUGCACAGGGCAGGGCCCCAGUGCGUUCCUCGGAGGACUUAAUGGACCCUCUGGCCCCACCCUGCUGGGCUGUCUGCACCGGGCUCCUUCACGCAGAGGUGCAGGGCCCUGCAUGAGGGUUCCGCCACCACCCCUCCACUGCUCUUCCCUCUGCCCCAGCACUGAUUACGGCGGGAUGGCUGUCACAACCUGCCGCCCCAGAAAGGUGCGGACUCAGGCCCAGCUAGCUCUGACUCAGGAGUGCUCGGUGCCUGCAUUUACAGGCCCUGCGCCCAGCUAAUUGGGCACCCGACCACAAGCCCGCCCAUAGGCGGGCAGCAGCCUAUGAAGUGGCUUGGCACGAAGCUCUGUCCAAUCAGGGAGGCCAGACCUGAGCUAGCCAAUCAGAUCACCUCUCAGUCUUGGGCAUUUGGACUCAGGGAGGCCCCUGGGAACAGGUGCUCGUGACCAAGGACCCCAGGAAAUCGUAGGCAGGAGCUGAGCCACGUGAGCAGGGGACCCUGGACUCCCCCAGUAGAGAGAAGCUCCCUCCUACGGCUGAGGCGCCACUGGUCAUUUGGUCAGGAUUCCUGUUUCCCCGAUGCCCCAAAUAAACGCCGCUUUCUACAAGUUGCCUGAGUCUCGGGUCCUUACCUUGGAAAGGGCUUAAUUACCCGGCACCACCUGCCAUAAGAUGCCGCGUCUUCCAGGCCGCAGGGCUCCGCGGUCCCAGCCUGCCAGUCAGACCCGCGCCGCGUGCGCACGCCUUUGCUGUGCGUUCUGGGGCAAACUACCAAACACCUCUGCAAGUCAGUGUCCCCAUCCCAAAAUACUACCUGCCUGCUUCACUCUGAAGAGUGCUCGGAGGGUUACGUUUCUCAGGUCUUGGUCAUUUAUGAGACAUAUACAUAUAUAUAUAUCUUUUAAUGAGCUGGGUGU